AUGGCUCAUAACAAGAUCCCGCCGCGGUGGCUGAACUGUCCGCGGCGUGGCCAGCCGGUGGCAGGAAAAUUCUUACCUCUGAAGACAAUGUUAGGACCAAGAUAUGACAGUCAAGUUGCAGAAGAAAAUCGCUUCCAUCCCAGUAUGCUUUCAAAUUAUCUAAAGAGUCUAAAGGUUAAAAUGGGCUUAUUGGUGGACCUGACAAAUACUUCAAGGUUUUAUGAUAGAAACGACAUAGAAAAAGAAGGAAUCAAAUACAUAAAGCUUCAGUGUAAAGGACAUGGUGAGUGUCCUACAACUGAGAACACUGAGACAUUUAUUCGUCUGUGUGAGCGCUUUAAUGAGAGAAAUCCAUCUGAACUUAUAGGUGUUCAUUGUACCCAUGGUUUCAAUCGCACUGGCUUCCUCAUAUGUGCCUUUUUGGUGGAGAAAAUGGACUGGAGUAUUGAAGCAGCAGUUGCUACUUUUGCCCAAGCCAGGCCUCCAGGAAUCUAUAAGGGUGAUUAUUUGAAAGAACUUUUUCGUCGCUAUGGUGAUAUAGAGGAAGCACCACCACCACCUCUAUUGCCAGAUUGGUGUUUUGAGGAUGAUGAGGAUGAAGAUGAGGAUGAAGAUGGAAAAAAGGAAUCAGAACCUGGGUCAAGUACUUCCUUUGGCAAAAGGAGAAAAGAGCGGUUAAAACUGGGUGCUAUUUUCUUGGAAGGUUUAACUGUUAAAGGUGUAACUCAAGUGACAACUCAACCAAAGUUAGGAGAGGUACAGCAGAAGUGUCAUCAGUUCUGUGCUUGGGAAGGGUCUGGAUUCCCUGGAGCACAGCCUGUUUCCAUGGACAAGCAAAAUAUUAAACUUCUAGAGCAGAAGCCAUAUAAAGUAAGCUGGAAAGCAGAUGGUACUCGAUAUUACUAUUCUUUGUUGCUUGAUGUCCAGUGUCUUAAAUCAUUGCUUCAGGAAAUGAUUAUUGACAAAGUAAAUGGACAGGCUGUUCCUCGAUAUUUGAUAUAUGAUAUAAUUAAAUUCAAUGCGCAGCCGGUUGGAGAUUGUGACUUUAAUAUUCGUCUGCAGUGUAUAGAACGAGAAAUAAUAAAUCCUCGACAUGAGAAAAUGAAGACUGGUCUCAUUGACAAAACACAAGAACCAUUUAGUGUCAGAAAUAAGCCAUUUUUUGACAUCUAUACUUCAAGAAAGCUACUUGAAGGAAGUUUUGCCAAAGAAGUCAGCCAUGAAAUGGAUGGACUCAUUUUUCAGCCUGUUGGAAAAUAUAAACCAGGUCGAUGUGAUGAUAUUUUGAAAUGGAAGCCUCCUAGUCUGAAUUCUGUGGAUUUCCGCCUAAAAAUAACAAGAAUGGGAGGAGAAGGGUUGCUGCCUCAGAAUGUUGGCCUUCUCUAUGUUGGAGGUUAUGAAAGACCCUUUGCACAAAUCAAGGUGACAAAAGAACUAAAACAGUAUGACAAUAAAAUAAUAGAAUGCAAAUUUGAGAAUAACAGUUGGGUCUUCAUGAGACAGAGGACAGACAAAAGUUUUCCUAAUGCCUAUAACACUGCCAUGGCUGUGUGCAACAGCAUCUCAAACCCUGUCACCAAGGAGAUACUGUUUGAGUUCAUUGACAGAUGUGCGACAGCUUCUCAAGGACUGAAGAGAAAGCAUCACCUGGACCCUGACACAGAGCUUAUGCCACCACCACCUCCAAAAAGACCUCGUCCUUUGACCUAA
Molecule: messenger RNA, 1710 nt
Organism: Chrysochloris asiatica (Cape golden mole)
Lineage: Eukaryota; Metazoa; Chordata; Mammalia; Afrosoricida; Chrysochloridae
Gene: RNGTT
Product: RNA guanylyltransferase and 5'-phosphatase
Exons: 16
Coding region: 1-1710 (569 amino acids)
Biological process (GO): protein dephosphorylation; 7-methylguanosine mRNA capping
Molecular function (GO): mRNA 5'-triphosphate monophosphatase activity; mRNA guanylyltransferase activity; ATP binding
Source: RefSeq, a predicted model, not a curated record